AUGGCCACCGCUGCACGGAGCUCCCUGGGUCGGAUCGCUCUCGGCGACACCGCCCUUUUCGUGUGUGACAUCCAGGAACGCUUCCGGGAGGCCAUUCAGGGGUUCCCCGCGGUUGUGGACGUUUCCCGACGCAUGAUCCGUGCCGCGGAGGUGUUUCAGAUCCCCGUCAUCGUGACAGAGCAGUACCCUAAGGCUCUGGGCAAGACGGUUUCUGAGCUGACAGAGGUGCUCCCCAAAGAUGCCCAAGUGUUUGAGAAGACCAAGUUCAGCAUGCUCAUCGACGAGGUCUCGGAGUUCCUGACGCGCAGGGACGACAUCAAGCGCAUCUUGAUUGUUGGGAUUGAGGCCCACGUCUGUGUGCUGCAGACGACCCUGGAACUCCUUGAUCGCGGUUAUGAGGUACACAUCCUGACAGAUGCCGUCUCCAGCCGGUAUGCCCUCGACCGCUCGACAGCACUGCACAGGCUCUCCAAGGCCGGCGCUAUUCUGACGACUUCAGAGACUGCCAGUUUCCAGCUGAUGGGCAACACGACCUACCCCAACUUCAAGGCCAUCUCUGCCCUCUUCAAGGAGAAGAAGGCAGACUCCCUGCCUGGCCUCUGA
Molecule: messenger RNA, 603 nt
Organism: Auxenochlorella protothecoides
Lineage: Eukaryota; Viridiplantae; Chlorophyta; Trebouxiophyceae; Chlorellales; Chlorellaceae
Product: Isochorismatase domain-containing protein 2, mitochondrial
Exons: 5
Coding region: 1-603 (200 amino acids)
Source: RefSeq, a predicted model, not a curated record